CUGGCUUUUGUCAUAAGACUACAAGUUAUUUAUAAGGGAAGCAACACCUCCGAGAUUUUUUGUGACACGACAGCCUGAAUAAAAGACAAAAUCAUCAUGGGGGAUGACAGUGAGUGGAUGAAACUGGCUGUGGACCAGAAAUGUGAACACAAGGUUUGGAAGGCCAGGCUGGCAGGCUAUGGAGAGGCGCUAAACCUUUUUCAGAGGAUUGAUGUUGAGAAGAGCCCAGAGUGGGGGAAGUUCCUCAGCCUAAUCAAGAAAUUUGUGACAGAACCCAAUGCAGUUGCCCAGCUGAAGGGUUUAGAAGCAGCACUGGUUUUUAUAGAGAAUGCACAUGUAGCCAGCAGGACGGUGGGUGAGGUGGUGAGUGGCAUUGUGUCCAAAGUGUUUAACCAACCAAAAGCUCGUGCCAAGGAGCUCGGUGCCGAUAUCUGUCUCAUGUACAUUGAAAUUGAGAAGGUGGAUGCUGUACAGGAAGAGCUUAUCAAGGGUCUUGACAACAAAAACCCAAAGAUCGUAUUGGUCUGUGUCGAGACUAUCCGCAGAGCUCUCUUUGAAUUUGGAGCCAAAACAGUUUCUGUGAAACCUAUUGUGAAGGUUUUGCCAAAGCUGUUUGAAUCCCGUGAGAAGGCAGUGCGGGAUGAAGCAAAACUGCUCUCUGUUGAGGUUUACAGAUGGAUCAGAGAUGCUCUGCGGCCAUCACUUCAGAAUAUCAACUCUGUACAGCUGAAGGAACUGGAAGAGGAGUGGGCUAAACUGCCUGCUGGAGCACCCAGACCGAGCCGCUUCCUUCGCUCCCAGCAAGCAGUACAAGCUAAAUAUGAGCAACAGCAAGCAGAGCCCAGUGCUGAUCCAACUGAUGAAACGGAUGGAUCUGCUCAGCAGGUGGACCCAUAUGAGCUCUUGGAUCCAGUCGACAUUCUCUCAAAACUGCCCAAAGACUUCUAUGAAAAAAUUGAAGCAAAGAAAUGGCAGGAGAGGAAAGAAGCAUUGGAGGCAUUGGAGACGCUUGUAAAAAAUCCGAAGCUAGAGGCAGGAGACUAUGGGGAUUUGGUAAAAGCCCUGAAAAAGGUUAUUGGAAAAGACACAAAUGUGAUGUUGGUCUCCAUGGCUGCUAAAUGCCUUGCUGGUCUUGCAGUGGGUUUAAGGAAGAAGUUUGGAAUGUAUGCUGGCCACGUGUUGCCGACUAUUUUGGGAAAAUUUAAGGAGAAGAAGCCCCUGGUGGUGCAGGCUCUCCAAGAAGCUAUUGAUGCAGUAUUCCUGACAACAUCUCUUCAAAACCUGAGUGAUGAUGUGUUGGCUGUGAUGGACGACAAAAAUCCUUCCAUAAAGCAACAAGCCUCAUUGUUCCUGGCCAGGAGUAUUCUUUUGUGUCCUCCUUCAGCCCUGCCAAAAACACUGGUCAAACCCAUCUGUACCGCUGUGCUUAAGCAAGUCAAUGAUUCCUCACCUGAAGUGCGAGAUGCUGCAUUUGCUGUUAUGGCGAGCUUCAUGAAGGUUGUUGGAGAGAAGGUCAUUAGCCCCAUCCUGGCUGAUCUUGAUAAACCCAAGCUUGACAAAAUCAAAGAAAGUGCCAACAAGCUUGAACCUACAAGGGGGAAGAAAGCAGGAACUGAACAGGAGAACACAAUGUCCUAUCCACAGCCGGCACCUGAAGCUUCCUCCAAACCCGUAGGACAUCUCAAACAGGUUUCUUUGGCUCAGGGUGCUGGGCCUCCAAGGAAAACCAAACCUACAACCGCUGGUACCAAGCCUGAUGCAGGAAAGAGAAAGAAACAGCCAGCAGAGACCAAAGAAGUGGUGGAACCAGAGCUUUCUAUGGAAGUGUGUGAAGAAAAGGCAGCUGCUGUCCUCCCCGCUUUGUGCAUUCAACAACUUGACAGUGCCAAUUGGAGAGAGAGACUGCAGGCCAUGGAGGAGUUUUUGAAGACCAUAGAUCAGCUAGAGAGCAGUAGAAUACCCUGUCAGGCUCUGGUGCGAAUGCUGGCCAAGAAACCAGGCUGGAAAGAGACAAACCUUCAGGUGAUGCAGUUAAAGCUGCAGGUUGUGGUGGCAGUGGCCCAGAGAGGUCAGUUUUCCAAGACGUCAGCCUUGAUGGUUCUGGAUGCAUUGGUGGACAAAGUGGGAGAUGUGAAGUGUGGUAUGAAGGCCAAGGAAGCUCUGACUGCCAUCGGAGAAGCCUGUUCUCUCCCCUGGACAGCCGAACAGAUUGUCUCAAUGGCCUUUUCUCAGAAGAAUCCUAAAACUCAGGCUGAAACCUUGAAUUGGCUUGCUAAUGCCAUCAAGGAGUUUGGUUUUUCGGGAAUAAAUGUGAAAUCUUUUAUCAACCACAUCAAGACUGCUUUGGGAGCCACUAAUCCUGCUGUACGGACUGCAGCAAUUUGUCUGUUAGGUGUCAUGUAUGUCUAUAUGGGAGCCCCUAUCCGGAUGUUCUUUGAGGACGAGAAGGCUGCUUUGCUCUCUCAAAUCGAUGCAGAGUUUAAGAAGGUGCAGGGCCAGACUCCUCCUACUCCAAUCAGGGGAACUAGCAAAUUGGAGCCUCAGAAGGAUGGGGAGCAGUCUGAAGAGCCGGAUGAUGGCGGUGCAGUAGAUGUGAUGGAUCUCCUGCCACGCACUGACAUUAGUACAAAGAUUACAGAUGAGAUGGUUAAUAAAAUUGGGGAUAAAAACUGGAAGAUUCGGAAAGAGGGGUUAGAUGAAAUGGCUGCUGUCAUCUCUGAAGCAAAAUUCAUCAAACCCACAGUUGGAUUCCUGCCCACUGCACUCAAGGCUCGGCUUGGGGACUCGAACAAGAUCCUGGUACAGCAGACACUGUCCAUCAUUCAGCAGCUGGCCACAGCCAUGGGUCCAGGCCUCAAACAGCACGUUAAAUCUCUGGGCAUACCAAUCAUCACAGUUUUGGGAGAUGGCAAGAAUACAGUGCGAGCUGCUGCUCUGGCUGCACUUUCAGCCUGGGUGGAGCAGACGGGCCUGAAGGAGUGGCUAGAGGGAGAGGAACUGUCUGAGGAGCUGAAGAAGGAGAACCCCUACCUCAGACAGGAGGUUCUUGGCUUUCUGGCAGAGCAUCUGGUCACAGUGCGCUCGGUGCCCCCUGAUCUGAUGCACUGUGUGGCUCCAUUGUAUGCCUGUCUUGAAGACCGCAACGGAGACGUCAGGAAGAAGGCUCAGGAUGCUCUGCCUGUCUUUAUGACUCACCUGGGCUUCGAGAAGAUGAACAAGGCUGCAGGCAAACUUAAGCCUGCAUCUAAAGAUCAGGUGGUAGCCCUGCUGGACAAAGCGAGAGCUGUGAUGCCAGCCAAACCUGCUGCUCCCGUCAAAGCUGCCGCUGCUCCUCCUGCAAAACCUCCUCCUGCCGUAGUGACUGUUCAAGACAACUCUGAAGCUACAGAGGACAAAAGUGAUUCCAAAACUACCAAGGCAGCAUCUGGGCAAAAAGGAAAACAUCGGCGGUCUCAGGAGCUGAACACAAGCUCCAACAGCAGCUUGAACUCCAGUAUAGAGAAAGACACUAAGACUUCAGCUUCCUCCAAAACGAAUAAACCUAAAAGGAUUUUGGCAUCUUUAAAGAAGCCUCCUGGAAGGAACAAAGAGGAAGAAGACAGGUCGGGACCACUUUUCAUCCUUGUGUUCAACAAGAAAGAGCAGCGUAUCAAAGAGGAGAGAAACCUAAAGGUACUGAAGUGGAACUUUUCUUCCCCCCGUGAUGAAUAUGUUGCACAACUCAAAACACAGAUGGCUCCCUGUGUGGCAAAGUGGUUACUGGAAGAAUUAUUUCAUCCUGACUUCCAGCAACAUAUUAAAGCAAUCUGUGCCAUGAUUGAGUGUCUCGAUGCAGAGAAAGAUGCUGUGAUGUCCUGCCUGGAUCUAAUCCUGAAGUGGUUCACAUUGCGCUUCUUUGACACAAAUACCAGUGUGCUAAUGAAGGCGCUGGAGUUUUUGAAGCUCUUGUUCCUGUCCCUUAUCAAGCAGGACUACCAACUCAGUGACUUUGAGGCAAACGCAUUCCUGCCUUACCUCAUCCUUAAGAUGGGGGAGUCAAAGGACGUGGUGAGGAAGGAUGUUCGAGUUAUUGCGAACAUGAUGUGCAAAAUGUAUCCAGCGAGUAAAAUUUUUCCCUUCGUAAUGGAUGGAACAAAGUCAAAGAACUCCAAACAGAGAGCUGAGUGCCUGGAAGAACUUGGUUGUCUGAUUUUGCUAUGCGGCAUGUCUGUUUGCCAACCGACACCCGCUAAGGCUCUCAAGGAGAUCGCAGUCCAUAUUGGUGACAGGGACACAUCAGUUCGGAACGCCGCCCUAAACACCUUAGUGGUGGCUUACAAUGUCUGUGGUGAACAGGUCUACAAAUUUAUUGGCAAUUUGUCUGACAAGGAUAUGAGCAUGCUGGAGGAAAGGAUAAAACGUUCUGCCAAGGAGGCUGUGCCACCGCUUAAAAACACAGAGGAAAAACUGAGCAGAGCCCCUCCUUUACAGGUCAACGCCAGCCUUCUACACAGACAAACAUCUGAAAGUGAUCUGUCGAAUCUCAGGCAGUUGCAUGGCCAGAAAGGCCCAACAUCCCAGGAGCAGGCAUCACAGUCAUCUCAGGUCCCUGCAGAGUUCAGCCUAGACCUUCACCUGCUGGAUGAUCUUGGCAAUACACCUGCCCAUCACUUACCUGACCUGGUUCAGCAUAAUCUGGAUGACCUGGGGCCUCUACCUCUUCCAGUUUUAACGUCAGGUCCAUUUACUCUUACCUCUGAUCCCCACCUGAAUUCCACCCCCACCAUCAACUUAGUUGUAUCAAAGAUUGCAUCUGGGGACCUGAAUACCUGCAUACAGGCCCUUAAGCAGGCGGACGAGGCUUUCUCGAGGCAUGAUGACUCUGGCAUGAUGGCAAAAAGCAUCAAUCAAUUCCUCAUUGCUGUGGUGUUACAGCUGCGCCUUGUCCACAGCACACACAUGGCUGACAGAUGCGUACCACGGGAAGAACUCUCCAGACUUUAUAACAGCAUUAUCAGCACUAUGAUAACGAUGUUUGGAGUUGAGGUUCUAGUCCGGGAAGCCUCAUCAGGUGUGCUGAAGGACCUGGUGGAGUGUUUGCUGACCGUGAUGUUGGACCCCAGAGUGGAAGAGCUAAAGGAUGGACAACAUAUCAUCAGCAUGGUCAACAACCUGCUUGGAAAGCUUUUGUCCAAAGCCAACCAGACAAGCAUACUGAGUGCUCUGCUGGUGCUGCUGCAGGACGCCCUGUCAUCCUCUGUGUCCUCUGAGUUCUGUGAACUUGUGAUGAAGUGUUUAUGGAGGAUGAUCAGAUUUCUCCCAGACACGGUCAGCAGUCUGAAUCUAGACAAGAUUUUACUUGACAUGCACAACUUCAUGAAGAUCUUCCCCAGAGAGCGGCUCCGCCAGCUGCAGAACGACACGGCCCGGCGCACGCUCACCACCCUCCUGCACACGCUGUGCCGCCUCACCGGACCAAACAUUCUGGACCAUCUCACUUUGGUGGUGAACACAGAAGAGUCUGAACUCUUGACUUACCUGAGAAGGGCUGUGAAAACUACAGGAACCAAGUCAAACAGAACCCAAGAAAAAGAGGUUCACAAAUCAAAAGAGAGGGAAGAGCUGCUGGAAAUAUUAAAGAAUUUCAUGGAUAAAGAAAGCUGUGGACAGGCUGUGGCAGAGCUGUGGGAGUACAAGCAGAAGUAUCCUCAGGCAGACCUAGAGCCCGACUUGAAGAGGUUGCCUCAGUCUGUUCAAACGUUUGUUGAGCGGUCCCUCGCCAACAUCAGCAAUAAGAGCGAAGCCCAGGCUAGGCUGCAACCUCAACACUCGGGAGUGACCUGUGGGCUCCCUUCUAACUCUGUGCGCCUCCAACCAUCUGCACACAAUAAACCACUCAACGUUCUGCAGGAGGUCGCUGACUGUGACAAUAAGGACAACGUCAGAAAUACAGGAGGGUUCAGCUCAAACACAAACCCUGAAAAAUGGGACCAAAGCAAACUGUUGGCCAACCAGGAGAAACUCCAGAUGUUCCGACAGCUGCACCACCUGGAGAACAAAACCAAGCUUGUGGGACCACUGGAUCCUGCUCCUCUGUCCACGUCCAGCACUCUUACCUCUGCGAAGGACAUAAAGAUCUCUGGUCUGCAGCAAACCCGCCAGCAAAGCCCCAGCCGGGGAGGCGGUUUCUCAAACUCCGCCCCCAUGUCCACACUGGAUGACCUGAGGAAGCGACUGGAGAGGAUAAAAAGUGCUAAAGUCUAAGAACCACAAUUCAGUUAGUGUUUCUUUGUGUUGUAACAUAUGCUUACAAAUAACUUUAAAUUUUAACAAAUAAAAUUUGAGUUUUAGUAUUUUAA
Molecule: messenger RNA, 6338 nt
Organism: Thalassophryne amazonica
Lineage: Eukaryota; Metazoa; Chordata; Actinopteri; Batrachoidiformes; Batrachoididae
Product: cytoskeleton-associated protein 5-like
Exons: 46
Coding region: 97-6243 (2048 amino acids)
Biological process (GO): establishment or maintenance of microtubule cytoskeleton polarity; mitotic spindle organization; centrosome duplication
Cellular component (GO): spindle pole; centrosome; kinetochore
Molecular function (GO): microtubule plus-end binding; microtubule plus end polymerase activity
Source: RefSeq, a predicted model, not a curated record